CCAAUUUCUCAUAAGCAUGUGAUUGUGAUAUUAUUACACAUUCUUAAAAAACAUAAGACAAAGCACAUUACAUUCCUCAAUUCCUCGCACCACUUUUCCUCUCUCCUUUCCGUUCCCUCCUAGAUCUUUUCACCACCUCUUCUCGUGCGUUGUUUCCUUCUCUCUCUCUCUCUCUCCUCUCUUUCUCUCUCUAUAAUUUGUAUCAGUUCCUUUUUCUCGUAGAAGAGUGUGUUGAAGGUUCUUUGAUUUUGCGGAUGGUAUUACAGUAAUUUUUCCUUUUUUCCGUCUGUCUAUAUAUGGCGUGACUUUUAGCAAACCCCACAAAAACAGCACAUUUUCCAAUUCCAGUUCUUCGUCUGUUAAUUCGCUAAACCCUUCAAUUCAGCAAUUUCAUUCCUUCCUUCCUUUUUUUUUUUUAAUUACUGCAAGGUAUUUCAAUUCAUGGUUUGAUCCAAAUUUAUUUCAAACCUCGACGGUUACUCGUUAUUUCACCUCAAUUCUCUGCGAAUUCGCCCCCUUUUUCCUUCGUUUCUCUUUACUCUACUUGGGUAAAGUAGAUUAAAGAGGCGCCGAUGUAUAAAUUCUGAUCAUAUAGUAAUUCAGCAAUUAAUUGGGGAAUUUGCUAUUCAGAGUGAUGUCGUCAUUUUUCUAGAGAUUUUCGAGUUUUUUUUUUUUUUUUUGAGGAACUAUUGGUAUAAAAGUGUUGUACUUUAUGCAAAACAAGGUUGUACAUAUGGAAGAAGGUAAAGAUCCCAUAGCUGCAAACAGGGCAGGUCAAACCAGGGUUUUGCCCCAAAGGCUGCUACAUUUGAUUGUAUUUUUUCUCGCACUAUGCCUCACUUUCUCCGUUGUUAGUAUUUACAUGAUUAGGUAUUUUGGUGUUAAUAGUUUUGUCACAUCUGUAACACCUACUUUACUCUCCUGCAAUAAAGAAUUGAAUACAUUAGAACAAUGGAUUAGUCCACCGUCUAAUUUGAUGCACGGAAUGAGCGACGAGGAGUUGUUCUGGAGGGCGUCUUUCGUGCCCCGUUUGAAGAAGUAUCCGUUUAAGAGGGUCCCGAAAGUUGCGUUCAUGUUCUUGACAAAGGGGCCUUUGCCAUUGGCACCUCUUUGGGAGAGGUUCUUCAAGGGGCAUAGUGGGUAUUAUUCGAUCUAUAUCCACUCCUUGCCUUCGUUCGAGGCUAAUUUCCCAUCCUCGUCUGUGUUUUACAAGAGGCAGAUACCUAGUCAGAUUUCGGAAUGGGGAAAAAUGAGCAUGUGCGAUGCAGAGAGAAGACUAAUAGCCAACGCCUUACUCGACAUAUCAAACGAAAGAUUCGUCCUCUUAUCCGAAUCAUGCAUCCCUCUCCACAACUUCACCACAAUUCACAGCUACAUAACCGGAUCCAAAUACAGCUUCACGGGCGCGUUCGACGACCCUGGUCCAUUUGGGAGGGGCCGCUACAACGACCACAUGUUGCCGGAGGUCGACAUCAAAGACUGGCGAAAGGGCUCCCAGUGGUUCGAAGUCAGCCGCCAGCUGGCGCUGUACCUCAUCCAAGACAAGAAAUUCUACCCUAAAUUCGAGCAGUUCUGCAGGCCGGCUUGCUAUGUGGACGAGCACUAUUUUCCAACGAUGCUGACUGUGCAGGCGGGGAAUCUCUUGGCCAAUAGGAGCGUGACUUGGGUUGACUGGUCGAGGGGCGGGGCCCACCCUGCUACAUUUGGGCGGUCGGAUAUUACGGAGGAUUUUUUUAAGAGGAUUUUCGAAGGUGAGAAGUGCUUGUAUAACGAUCAGCCUUCUUCUGUUUGUUCCCUUUUUGCGAGGAAGUUUUCUCCUAGUGCUUUGGAGCCGUUGUUCUUCUUGGCUCCUAAGUUCUUGGGAUUUUAGCCUGCUAUAUAUUUUGAUUUCUUAUUAUGGUUUAGAGAAAAGGUGAACCUUCUUUUUUUCUUUUUUUUUUCUUUUUUGGGUAUAGGUUGGAGUUUUAGAGAAUGAUGAGAUAUUCAGUGUCAAAUCUACUGCUACAUUUACACUCACCCACACAGUGUGUGUGGUGGAUUGGCAUCCAUAACGUAGCAGCAAAUUGAGUAUAAUAUGUGAACAGAAAAAGAUAUGGGGUUGUUGUAGUUGUUUAUAUUUUGUUGGUAUAAAGAUUCUUAUAUAGUGAAUUAGUGAU
Molecule: messenger RNA, 2156 nt
Organism: Erythranthe guttata (spotted monkey flower)
Lineage: Eukaryota; Viridiplantae; Streptophyta; Magnoliopsida; Lamiales; Phrymaceae
Product: glycosyltransferase BC10
Cellular component (GO): membrane
Molecular function (GO): glycosyltransferase activity
Source: RefSeq, a predicted model, not a curated record